Messenger RNA from Pelodiscus sinensis (Chinese soft-shelled turtle), 1785 nucleotides. NCBI's taxonomy places the organism in Eukaryota, Metazoa, Chordata, Testudines, Trionychidae. The record is from RefSeq and is a predicted model, not a curated record.
CAGCAGCAUUGUGGGGGGUUCUCCACAAUAUCUCUACCCAUCAGUUACCUCUCCCAGCAGUAGCCAAUGGCACACUAGAUCCACGGCAGGGAUUUCUCUAGAGCAGCAGGGAGGGUCAGAAAUGGGGGAUAUAAAGAUGCCCUUAAAAAGGAUUCAAGGUUCUGGUAGCUUAGCAACUGUGCCAGGGAGCACCAUGCCUGAGGCUAAGAAGAAAACAGCUGGCAAGAAGGAGCUGGAGUUGAGGUUACCACAGCCCUCCUGCCACCAGAUUCCUCGUGAAGUGUUCCCACUUCUCCCAUCUGUGUGGAGGAAAAGUACCCUGCAGCAUGGCAUUGACCAGCUGUGGGUAGUGGAGCAGCCUGGGCUGGCUUGCCAAAGGCAGCUGUCUGCAUACCAGAUUAAGGCCAAAAGGAAGAAGUCCAUGGCAGACAGGAACAAGUCUGACUUCCUCCUCUCAAAAUUCCUAAAGUCCAUCCACAGUUUAUUCCCAGCAAAGAUUAGGUGGAAGGAUGACGAUCCAGAGGUCAAGAUACUGAAGAUGCAGAGGAUAAAGGAGCUCACGGAGAGCUUGGCAUCUUCUGUGGAACAAGAGCAAAUCUACGCUGCUCAGGCCUUGGGCUGCCUUGGGGUCACGGAUGAGCUUGUCCUGACUGCACUUCGUAACGCUCUACAGGUGUGCAGGAGUCUGCCGGUGCGAUGUGAAGUCUCUAGGACCCUAGUUUUACUGGGUUGCCUGGAUGCGGCUGUGGUGAGGGAGCUGCUCAGACAACUGAAGAAGGGAAGCCCGGCCCAGAGAGAGGACGCCCUCGCCGCGCUGGAGGUGGCUUUGCACAGGAGGGCGAUGGCCCCUGAAUCCCAGAGUGUGGGGGGCUCCCAGGCCAGGCUCGUCAGGGCCCUAGAGCAGCUGGCAGCCUCACAGGACCCGACAGAUGACUCAGUCCUGUCUGCAGCCACCUGCCUUGUGUUCCUGGAUGCAUCCAGUCCCACCGCCCGGGAGGUGCUGCUCAAGUGCCUGGCCCAGCAGGACAUGAAGAAGAAAAUGCAUGUGCGGAUCCUGCCUGAGCACUGUGCUUUGAACAUACUGGUGAAGCACAUGGUGGUAGUCAAUGCCGAUAUCAUCCAAGCCCUUAUAGAUCAGCUGCGCCAUUCGCCAGUGUACAAGCAUCGUGCCGAUGCUGCCAAUCUGCUGAGCUCUAUGGGGCUGGAGCGGAUCCAACAGGAAGGCUUGGAAAAGGAGGUGUUCCAGCUGCUGGUGGAAAAGCUGCACCGGGAGCCAUUUCUGGUAGUGAGACAGACAGUGGCAAUGGCUUCAGGAGCCCUGCAGAUGAAGGAGCAAAUCUGGGAUCUUGUGGAGAAGCAGCUGAAGGAGAAGAGCGAGAUAAGCCGAAAACAGGCGGCGGCUUCCUUGGGUGUCCUUGGUCUUCGCAAUAAGCACAUGUUCUUCUCCCUGCUGGAAACGCUGGAGCUGGACAGCAGUCCGGCCGUGCGCAUACAGGCCAUUCGGGCGUUUUGCACCCUGGGAAUGAACAACACGUAUGUGCUGAAGACUCUGAGGCUCAAGGAACAGACAGAUGAGGCUAUCGCCAGCGAAUGUGUGAAAGCCUUGAAGAUCCUCCAGAAGCUCCCCAGUGCCAGAAGGGGCCUGGAACUUCAGCUCUCUCAGUUCUUUUGAGGCCUUGCUGUCGGGGGGUUGCCUGCUGCUGUCUGGGGGCUCUGAGGGAGUAACUGAUGUGAAGAGAACACUGGGGAUUUAAAACAGGCUCUGUAGCCUGCGGUUCUUCGGGA